AUGAGUGCGAGAUGGUUGAUGAAUCUGUCGUUCCGCGCCGAAAAGUUCGGUGUGCUGCUCGCUUCCGUGUCCAACUCCACCCUCCUGUACAUGCUCUUCUUCAAAGCGAGCACUUCGUUCGGCGCCUAUAAACACCUGAUGAUCUGCUACACAAUCAUUGAGAUGCUCUACUCGCUCAUCAGUUUAGGCGCAGGAAUGGCGGCUCACAGCACCGACUUUGCGUACGUCGUCUUCCAAAUGAAUUCAGGAUUCUGGGGUCGUUCGAUUGCUCCGAUAUUUCUCGGUGAGUUCGGAUCUCUGCUCUGCAAUCUGUAAACUAUUUCAGUCGACUUUUGCGGAAUAUAUUUCGUGCUUCUUCUCAUUCUUGCCGUUCACUUCAUCUAUCGUUAUUUCGUUGUUUGCGAGUAAGCAAAAAAGGAUAACUUCAAAAAACAUUUCUCGAAAUCGUUUCCAGUUCCAAGAAGGUGGAGUUGUUUGACGGCUGCUACCUCGUCUUCUGGAUUGUCGUUCCGAUUGUUUUCGGUUGCGCCCAGGCCGCUCUGAAGAUGAUCAUGUUUGCGGAGAACGAGUAUCUGACGGACGCUUUACGGUGAUUUACAUACCCGGAAACUAGAACGUUCUUGUUUUAGAGAACCGUUUCUUCUCAACUACAACUUGACAAUGGAGCAGAUUGUCUACAAUGGACCCAUCUAUUACGUGUGCAACUCUGUCGACGAAUGCGAAAAACCUUUGGCGCCCUGGAUAACAAUGAUAUGGAUCACGUUUUCAUUGGUGAGAAGAUCACAUCAUUGGAGAGUUCAUCCAAUGGCUUUCAGGCGGUUUGCCUUUGCAUCAUGUCGUUCUGUUGUCACCGGACCCUCGUGAAACUCGGACGAAAGGAGCCGCACGCCAGUAUCCGGACCGUCGAGCUUCAGAAACAGCUGAUGACAGCACUCGUCAUCCAGUCGGUCAUCCCGAUCUGCCUCAUGUACAUCCCGAUCGUCUUCCUCUUCACUUCUCCGAUGUUUGGAGUGUCGUUCGGUCCCUACGUCAACCUCACGAUGGCCACUCUCGCCAUCUACCCGCCCGUCGACCAGUUCGCCAUUCUUUAUGUCAUUAAAGAUUUCAGAACGGCAAUCAGAAGUCAGUGUUAUUUGUUAUCUUCCAUAACACUUUGUGAUAUUGCAGAAUUCUUCUGCAGAAGCGCGGACAUGUCCAGUCCACAGUCAUCCGUCGCGGUUUUCUCCUCAAAGUUCAGCAUCUGA
This is a messenger RNA of Caenorhabditis sp. 36 PRJEB53466, 1244 nucleotides long. NCBI's taxonomy places the organism in Eukaryota, Metazoa, Nematoda, Chromadorea, Rhabditida, Rhabditidae. The record is from the annotation of a GenBank genome assembly.